Fusarium pseudograminearum CS3096 is the source of this 2823-nucleotide messenger RNA. RefSeq lists its product as uncharacterized. The transcript has 3 exons. The coding region runs from base 1 to 2823 and encodes 940 amino acids. Gene Ontology annotation, molecular function: GTP binding; GTPase activity; microtubule binding. Gene Ontology annotation, cellular component: microtubule; membrane; cytoplasm. The record is from RefSeq and is a predicted model, not a curated record. NCBI's taxonomy places the organism in Eukaryota, Fungi, Ascomycota, Sordariomycetes, Hypocreales, Nectriaceae.
AUGCAUCACCCAACGAGGCGCCGAGGACCUCGGAGCAACAACCACUUUAUUAAACCAGAUCCCGACUCCUCUGCCAAUAACUCCUACCCAGAAUCAGCAGCCUCCAAUUUCGGCGCGCCUCCUGCUCCUUCAGCUGCGUCCAGCUACGGCGGUAGUACCACCCACAUUCCUCCUGACCAGGCCUUUUACAGGCAUGGUAGAUCGGAUGCCCCGACUCCAAGUGAACGCACCACUGAGCCAGAGCCUCUCUUGAGGGAACUGAGAAUGCGACCUAACGCUGCGGCUGAGAGCCCGACCAGCAUUCCAGCAGAUGGAAGCUUCUUUCAAACUUCUUUUCAGGAUAUUGGGAAGAAAUUAAAGGCAUGCAAUGAUACUUUGGGUGAACUCCAACAGCUGGGGGUAUCUCACGAUGUUCCACUCCCUGAACUCGUGCUCGUUGGCGAUCAGUCUGCCGGCAAAUCCAGUCUCAUGUCAGGUCUUGCCAACCUAGAGCUUCCACGAAGCGAGGGUACCUGCACACGCUGCCCCCUUCACAUUCGAGUCUCACGAAGUCAUGACCCAUCUUGUCGGGUAUGGCUACGCAAGGAAUAUUCUUAUCAGCCCCCGCUUAGUGGUCGGAUUUCUGAAAGCGACGUCACAAACAACGAUCCCUUCUUCCCCUGGCGCAAACAGGUGACUACCAUUCAUGAGUUCAAGACCAUGGUCGAUCAUGGCGAGAUCGAGGAUGUUCUUCGUUGGGCUCAGAUUGCCAUCCUAAAUGACGACAAGAGUCCCGAGCUAUUCGUCCCAGGUUCUGGCUCUAUCGCUGUCAACACUCCCAUCGAGACGGCUUCUGAAACUGUUGCGGCCAAGUUCUCGCCCAACAUUGUUGCUCUUGAGAUCAAGGGACCUGAACUCCCGGACCUUUCCUUCUACGACAUGCCUGGAAUUUUCCAGAACCCUGCCGACGCGAGCGACGACUAUUUGGUCAGUGUUGUGAGGAACCUAUCAAAGGAAUACAUCCUGCACCCAUCUGCCAUCAUCAUGUGUUCUAUGCCUAUGAAUAGCGACGCCGAAAACUCGUCGACCUUUGGUUUAGUUCGCAGACUGGGCGCCCUCAACCGGACAAUUGGUGUUUUAACGAAGGCCGACCUAAUUCCAGAGGGUGGCAACCAUGAACAGUGGCUUGCCAUCAUGAGAGGGCAGGCUCAUAUCACUGGCUUAGGCUACUUCAUAACUUCCCGACCUCAAGGGAAAGAUCUAGAUGAACUCAAACAAUGGGAAGAGCUUGUUUUUGUCGAACAUUCUAUGGAGCGAUGGCCUGCUACCUUCCACGACUUCUCUGACCGCUGUGGAGUUGAGAAGCUAAAAGUAUUUUUGUCCGAAAAGCUCGGUCAAGAAUUUGCAAAGAGUCUACCUCGAAUUAAACAAACGCUCAGACAGCACCUGGAUAACAUUGUCGAACAUCUUAGCAAGCUGCCAGAGUUGCCUUCCAAUGUCGAGUUGGAAGUCCAGACCAGCGUGAUGGAGUUUGGCGAAUUAGCCCGAUCGCAGUUGAAGCCUUCCGAAUUCUCGAAGUACUUCGUGCCGCUGCCUGAAAAUUUCCGUGACUGUCUUCUGGAAAUGAAACCAAAGUUUACACUCAAAGAUAGCAGUGACGUCCCCGUCGUCGAUAUUUCUGACGACGAGUCAGAUACAGGAUCGGUGGUCACAGUUACAAAUCCAAAUACGCCUAGCAAACGACGCGCGAUGGCCCCUCCGAUCACGCCUUCAAAACGUAUGCGUAUGGACCAAGUUCCCGCGGGCACCCCAUCUCGUCCGUCACUGAAGCCCGAGGAUAGCAGAGCCAGUGUGAGCUCUGUCUCCCCCGCCCCACGCCGGCAAGGGUUCCCAGCCCCGUUUACACCUUUCAGUAACGUUGGGAGAGGGUUCAGAACACUUCGCCAAGUGCGAGAUGAGAUCAAGGCCAAGACUAGAGCUGGUGUUCCAGACAUUAUCACAGAGGAGGUGUACAACGACAUGUGUCGUGAAGCAAUCGAGCCUUGGUCAGGUCCAAUGAAAGCGUUUCUCGAGCAUGUUAUGAGCCUGCUGCACGAUAUGCUUGAGAAAGCCCUGGCGGCUUCUUUCGCUCGACUAAACAAACGGCUGAUUUAUCAGGAGUGCCAAAAGAUCUUGGCAGACUAUCUCGAAGACCGCCGCCGCGAGACCAUUGGGGCACUCGACGUUGUGUACCGCCUUGAAACAUAUGGUUUGUUCACUGUCAACCAGGAAGCUUUCCGCAGAUACCAGAAGGACGAGCAAAUCUUGCUGACGAGAUAUCGCCACCAGAUGCGCAUGCAGGCUGCGGGAUAUGGAGAUGGCCGCCCACCUGUCCCCUGGGAUAGUCUCACGGAGGAGAAGAGGGUACUCGAUGAAAAGCGACGUGAAAAUGAGAUGACCAAGCUUGGACCGGAUUCAUUCGAGCGGGAGCUGGAGGUUGUAGCUUACGUUAGAGGGUACUACCGCCUUGCAGCGUUAAGGUUCGCGGAUGCGAUAGCGUUACAUAUCACGAAUGGCAUGAUACCACACAUACAACGACAACUCCCCUACCAUCUCGACCGAAAACUAGGCCUUUGUGGGGCUGACUCCCAAAGUAUCUACCAGAGGCUUAUGGAGGAGGACCCGAACACGGCAGCCAAACGAGGGGCGCUCAGGGGAGAACGUGAGAAGUUCGUCAGGGCUCUCGACAGUAUAGAGGAGUUGGAACGCGGAGCUGGAAGCAGCACAAUGUCGGAAGAGGAUCUUGACGACCACAUGGUUGAUGUCCCCCUUAUGAGCGGUGCUCUUCCAGUCGAGGAGGUCUGA